AUGUGGAAAGUCAUCACCAAAGGACCAAUCGUCAUCACAGAAGUGGUUAAGAAGAUACCACUGGACACCACAAAAGACCCAUAUGAUGAAGUCCAGAUUAAACCAAAUGUCGACGUCAUCACAGAAGAAAGAAAGCAAGAUGAGCAGGAUAAUCUUGCCAAGAGUAUCAUCUCCGGAAUAGUCCCAGACAAACAUGUCACAAAGAUCAUCAAAUGCAAGACCGCAAAUGAGAUAUGGGAUACUCUUGAAAGAAUGUGCAUCGGAUCAGAGGAAAUAAAAGAGAAUAAGCUAUCUAUAGCUUGUCAAAAGUUUGACACAUUCCUGAUGCUCAAAAAUGAAUCAGUCGAGGAGAUGGAGUAG
Messenger RNA from Salvia miltiorrhiza (redroot sage), 360 nucleotides. RefSeq lists its product as uncharacterized. The coding region runs from base 1 to 360 and encodes 119 amino acids. The transcript has a single exon. The record is from RefSeq and is a predicted model, not a curated record. Lineage: Eukaryota; Viridiplantae; Streptophyta; Magnoliopsida; Lamiales; Lamiaceae.